AUGAGGAAACUUAAGAAUGAUGCAGGACGCAAUUUGAUGCAGCCGAUGGGCACCGUGGCCAUCACGUUCGCUUCUAAUGUUUUGCCGGACCACGUCGAUCUUCAUGGUUGGCGGUUCGUGAUUGGAAAAAAAACCCAUAUUGCUGAAUCAUACAGACCUAUUGCACUUACAUCCCGUAUGGGUAAAAUAUUUGAGCAACUUAUAAAAUCUAGAUUAGAAUUUUAUCUAGAAAAAAUUGUCUUUUACUAUCAAAUCGGUUUGGAUUCAGACGCUGCAAGUCAUCUAAAGGAAGUAUUGCAUUUCUUCAUUUAG
Molecule: messenger RNA, 312 nt
Organism: Parnassius apollo (apollo)
Lineage: Eukaryota; Metazoa; Arthropoda; Insecta; Lepidoptera; Papilionidae
Source: the annotation of a GenBank genome assembly